Cariama cristata (Red-legged seriema) is the source of this 507-nucleotide messenger RNA. RefSeq names its product interleukin 6 (gene IL6). The record is from RefSeq and is a predicted model, not a curated record. Gene Ontology annotation, biological process: positive regulation of cell population proliferation; T-helper 17 cell lineage commitment; immune response. Gene Ontology annotation, cellular component: extracellular region. The transcript is spliced from 3 exons. NCBI's taxonomy places the organism in Eukaryota, Metazoa, Chordata, Aves, Cariamiformes, Cariamidae. Gene Ontology annotation, molecular function: cytokine activity; interleukin-6 receptor binding; growth factor activity.
AUGAAACCUCUCGGUGUCUCUCCCUAGAUGUGCGAGAAGUUUACCGUCUGUGAGAACAGCAUGGAAAUGCUCGUCCAGAACAACCUCAACCUCCCCAAGGUGACGGAGGAAGAUGGGUGUCUGCUCGUCGGCUUCAAUGAGGACAAAUGCUUGAGGAAAAUCUCCAGUGGGCUUUAUACAUUCCAGACAUACCUUGAAUACGUACAAGAAACUUUCACUAGUGAAAAGCAAAAUGUUGAAUCACUGUGCUAUAGUACAGAGCACCUGGCACGCACCAUAAGACAGAUGGUGAUCAAUCCCAAUGAAGUGAUCAUCCCAGACUCAGCUACCCAGGAACUGCUCCGCGCAAAGCUGAAGACUGAUAAGAUCUGGAUAGAGAAAAUCACCACCCACCUCAUCCUCCGAGACUUUACUUCAUUUAUGGAGAAAACAGUGAGGGCCAUUCGCUAUUUGAAAAACACCAGGAGUUUCAGUGUCUGAAUGUUUUAAUUCAGGCACAAUCCUUUG